Cololabis saira (Pacific saury) is the source of this 2511-nucleotide messenger RNA. It is a transcript of the gene arrdc2, whose product is annotated as arrestin domain containing 2. Gene Ontology annotation, biological process: protein transport. Gene Ontology annotation, cellular component: plasma membrane; cytoplasm. Bases 125 to 1354 code for a protein of 409 amino acids. The transcript is spliced from 7 exons. The record is from RefSeq and is a predicted model, not a curated record. NCBI's taxonomy places the organism in Eukaryota, Metazoa, Chordata, Actinopteri, Beloniformes, Belonidae.
CUCCAGUUCAAGAGCCUCGGUUCUCGGUUCAUGCCCUGCAGCGCACUACUACUUCUACCGAGCACAGAGACCUCAGAGGACCUGCAAGCAACUUGCAAGCAAAAAAAAAAAAAAAGAAAUCAGGAUGAUUUUCGACACUUUGAGAAAGUUUGACAUCAUAUUCGACUCCCCGGAGCUGGACUGUCCGCCGGUGUUCAGCAGCGGGGACGUGGUGUCCGGCCGGGUGCUGCUGCAGCUGUCCGGCAAGAGCCGCAUCAGCUCGCUCAAGUUUCACGCCGAGGGCUUCGCUAAGGUGCACUGGACCGAGUCCCGGUCCGCCGGCUCCAGCACGGCGUACACGCAGAACUUCAGCGACGAGGUGGAGUACCUGAACCGCAAAGAGGUGCUGCUGCAGGCAGACAGCGGCGAGGCGACCGUCCUUCCUGCCGGCAGACACGAGUUCCCCUUCAGCUUCCAGCUCCCGGAGGAGACGCUGGUCACCUCCUUCGAGGGGAAGCACGGCAGCAUCCGCUACUGGGUCAAGGUCAAGCUGCACCGGCCGUGGGCCACCGUCAGGAAGAUCAAGAAGGAGUUCACGGUGAUCGAGCCCAUCGACAUCAACACGCCGGCCCUGCUGGCGCCGCAGGCCGGAGCGAAAGACAAGAUGGCCCGAGCCUGGUACCGCAACUUUGGACAGGUGUCCGUCACGGCCAAGAUCGCCCGUAAAGGCUACACCCCAGGCGAGGUGAUCCCCGUAUUCGCCGAGUUCGACAACUCCACCUCCAGGUCCAUCGUGCCGAAAGCCUUCAUCACCCAGACGCAGACGUUCAUCGCCCGCGGCACCAUGAAGCAGAAGCACUCGGUGGUGGCCACGCUGUGCGGCGACAUCGUGAGCCCGCGCUGCAGCAGCUCGUGGCACGGCCGCGCCCUCAAGAUCCCGCCGGUGGGGCCGUCCAUCCUGCAGUGCCGCAUCAUCAAAGUGGAGUACAUGCUGAAGGUCUGCGUCGACGUUCCCGGGACGUCCAAGCUGUGCCUGGAGCUGCCGCUGGUCAUCGGCACCAUCCCGCUGCAUCCCUUCGGCAGCAGGACGUCCAGCAUCAGCAGCCAGUACAGCGUCAACGUGGAGUGGAUGCGCAUGGCCAUCCCUGAGCAGCCGGAACCUCCUCCAGACUACAGCUCCGUGGUGACGGAGGAGGAGGCGGAGCAGCGCCACCACGCGGUGGAGCUGCGGCCGGCCGAGGACCUGAGCGGCAUCCAGGAGCAGCCGCUCCGGGCCUUCGUCCAGGAGUUCCGCUUCCGGCCUCCGCCGGUCUACAGCGAGGUGGACCCCAACCCUCAGCCCCUCAACAUGAGACCUCGCUGCAUGACGUGUUGAACCAUUCCUGCCUGAGCAACAAGCAGCUUAGUUACCUAACGAAUCAAGAGAUUUGUCUUCUCCUGGAUUCCUCCUCUCUGGUGAACGACCCCCCCCUUCCCCGGAGGGAGAUGGACCCUCGUGCCUCCCGGAGGCCGGGACCCCGGAGCUCACAGGAAGUGAACGUUUCUGCAGAGCGGCUGUAAAAGUGGACGUUUCCCCCGUCGCGCUGCGAGGGGAAGCAGCUUCUCCGCAUCACUUCCUGUCCUCCCCGAGUGAUUUUUCAACCGCCCCGAGUGACGCGGGGCAGCAAAACGCCUCCCAAUCAAGAGAUUUUAUUGAGAUUUCAGGGGUUGAGAUCACUUGACAUUCACCAGGGCGGCGAGUCGCCCUGGCGCCCGGCGUUGAGCCGAAGCGAAGCGCUCGGAAGCAACACAGAAACACAGAAGUGCAAUUUUCCUGAGGCCUCUGCCGCGCACGGCGGCAGACGUCAAGCAUCUACGCUUAUGCAACGUGUGACUCGACGUGUUGGAUCUUGCCGUUGAGCUCACACUGCAACGAAAGCGCAUGACGUCGGAGCGGGAAGUCCGACCAGAACACGCAGAUGUGUUUCAUGCAUGCAGUUAGCGAUUAUGUCAAAGGGACAAAAAAGAAAAAGUGCCUCAGCAGUUGGAGGUUUCAUGAGAGUUUUAGAGAAGUCGGACGGAGCUGAAUGUGUCCUGAGAGAAGAGAAACGGAGCAAGUGUUUUGAGUUUUGUGUUACCGCAGGUUGGAGGCUCUGAGGUGUGACGUUUUUAUUGUGAAGAAGAAGAAAAAAGGGGGCAGCCGCUUGCAGACGAGCGCUCCCAGCUGCUAAACUAAAGACCUCGGAGCCACACGGCUCGGCGGCUCCUCCUCGUUUCGGGAGGUCGAGCCGCGAGCUGGAAACGCCGCCGUUGCCUAGCGACGGCAAACAUUCCAAAAAAACUGACUCGAGGACCGUUUUCUCUCCUCAGCUUCCAAAAAAAAACACAAAAAAACCACAACUUUUUCAGGAGUUUCAGUUCAGGGUCAGAUGUGCAACUUGACUGGCGCGCACUGAGUAUACAGAUGAGAAAUGUAUUUUUAUACAAAUGCAGUUGUUGUUGAUGCCAAAGUUUUGUAAUUGUCUUUUUCCUAUUAAAAAAAACCAAAAAGAU